CCGACCAGCCAAAUCACGGCAGCCACCCGGCCGACCCGCGGCAUUAUUCCUUUGCUCAAGAGUAAGAAUGGUUGCCACCACCUCCAAGAUCGUGAAGCCCGCUGGCCAAGUCGCCGAUGACUUCGAAAAGCAAGUUGCCCAAGAAUUGGUGACGUUGGAAAACUCCGCCGCCGAAAUCAAGGCCGACUUGAAGGACUUGUACAUCACGGCCGCCAAGCAAGUGGACGUGCCCGGUGGCCGCAAGGCGAUCGUGAUCUUUGUGCCUUUCCGCCUCUUGAAGAACUUCAACAAGAUCCAAGCUCGCCUCGUCCGCGAAUUGGAAAAGAAGUUUUCUGGCCGCCACGUCGUGAUCAUUGCCCAACGCACCAUCUUGGGCAAGGGCCACUCGCGCGGCCACAACGUGAGCGCCCCCCGUGCUCGCAGCCGCACCUUGACUGCCGUGCAAGACGCGAUCCUCGACGACUUGGUGUACCCCACCGAAAUCGUCGGCAAGCGCACCCGCGUGCGUCUUGAUGGGUCGAAGCUCCUCAAGGUCUAUUUGGACCCCAAGGACCAAGUGAACGUCGAAACCAAGUUGGAUACGUUCGCCACCGUCUACAAGAAGUUGACCUCCAAGGACGUCGUGUUCGAAUUCCCCGUGCAACAAGAAUAAGUGUCAGAUGUGUGGUAGCAUAUCUAUAGACUAUCGGGGGAGAGGCAAGUCUGCGGUGGUGGCGUGAAAAUCCGCUCCCCAACGUCGCGUUGGCGGCGCUGGGGUGCUAGGUGGACCCUCAUCACUGUAGACACCCGCUUCUUACUUGAGCAACCUACGUAACAAAUGAAAUACUUUGUUGCAUCUCGA
Messenger RNA from Aphanomyces invadans, 841 nucleotides. RefSeq lists its product as hypothetical. Gene Ontology annotation, molecular function: structural constituent of ribosome. The coding region runs from base 68 to 652 and encodes 194 amino acids. Gene Ontology annotation, biological process: translation; rRNA processing; ribosomal small subunit biogenesis. The record is from RefSeq and is a predicted model, not a curated record. The transcript has 2 exons. Lineage: Eukaryota; Oomycota; Saprolegniomycetes; Saprolegniales; Verrucalvaceae. Gene Ontology annotation, cellular component: ribosome; 90S preribosome; small-subunit processome.